Molecule: messenger RNA, 393 nt
Organism: Lactuca virosa
Lineage: Eukaryota; Viridiplantae; Streptophyta; Magnoliopsida; Asterales; Asteraceae
Source: the annotation of a GenBank genome assembly
AUGAGUUCCAAUCGAUGUGCUGUUUGCAAAUAUUUUAGGCGAAGAUGUCCUUCAAAUUGCAUUUUCUCACCAUAUUUCCCUCCAAAUAACCCUCAAAGAUUCACUUGUGUUCAUAGAAUCUAUGGCGCCAGCAACAUCGGGAAGAUGCUCGAGGAAUUAGCUGUGGAAGAUCGUGCAAUCGCUGUGGAGACGGUGUAUUAUGAGGCUAAGUGUAGAGUACAGGAUCCGGUGUAUGGGUGUGCAGGAUUAAUACCAUGGUUGCAACAAGAAUUAAAUAUCGCACAAAGUGAAUUAGCAAAAACUCGAGCCCAAAUUGCACUUGUUUCUGCUAAUUAUGUUGCAUUUCAACAAAAUGAUGUUGAUGAUGAUCCUUGUAAUUCUUGGUUUUCAUAG